AUGGGCAAGGAUUAUGAUGGACGUUGCAGACUUUAUGGUAGAGGAGUUACUAGGAAGAUGUUGAAGAAGGUCAGUGGUGCACCGACGUCGCCAUAUAUGGUAUCUGAGGAGGUCUUUGAGUCUCUAAGAAGUACCACUGAGAUUGAACAAAGAUAUAAGAGAGAUAAGGCAGAAUUAGAGCACUUGCAAAAAGAAAUUGAAGCUAAUAAUGAAAGGCAAAGGUUGGAACUAGAAAAGAUGCGAAGGGACAUUGACCUUCAACGUGACAAAAUUGUUGAAGAUAUAGUCCAGAAGGAAAAUGCAAGAAUAGAAACAGCAUGGUCAUUUCUAGAAGCGUUGAAGAUGCAAAACAAAUGGAACAAGCAAUUGGUGAAUGCUUGUGCAGUUGAGACCACAAAUGCUAUUCUAGCUGAUCUUGGAGAUAGGUGGUUCACUUUAAUACUUGAUGAGGCUCGUGAUUGUUCAGUGAAAGAGAAAAUGGUAGUUGUUAUUAGAUAUGUGAACAAAUAUGGAGAGGUGAUUGAACGAUUUAUGGUCGUAGUUCAUGUUGCAACAACUAUAGCUGCUUGUUUGAAGGAGGCAAUCGACUCUUUAUUUGCUAAUUAUGGUUUGUCAGUGGUGAGAUUGAGGGGUCAAGGAUAUGAUGGUGCUUCAAAUAUGUCUGGAGAAUUUAAUGGCUUAAAGUCACUGAUAAUGAAAGAAAAUCCGUAUGCAUUGGCCGACAAACUUCGACAACUUGAACAUGACAGAAAAGUUAAACUUCUUGAAAGAGGAGAGAUUAGUUCUGGUAGAGGACUAAACCAAGAAACUAGUCUAGCUAGACCUAGAGAUACACGAUGGGGGUCUCAUCAUUCAACUUUAUGUCGUAUUGAACAAAUGUGGCCAUCUGUUAUAGAGGUUCUUCAAAAUUUAAUUGAUGAUGGUGAUCGUUCUUCUAAGAGUUUAAGUAGAACUUUGGUUGAAAGAAUGGAGAGGAACUCGUUCUCUAGAUUUGAUGUACAGAAGUUAGUGCGUCUGGCUCAUUUUUAUGAGGAUGAUUUUUCUUGGAAUGAGCGUAUGUUGGUUGAACAAGAGCUUGAAACAUAUAUUGAUGACAUCAGAUCAGAUGAAUGGUUUGAAGUUGCUACUGCAACCGUUGAAAGAGUGUUUUCGGCAAUGAAUAUUGUCAAAACAGAUUUGCGAAAUAGGAUUGGAGAUGAAUGGAUGAAUGAUAGUUCAGUAGUCUAUAUCGAGAAAGAUGUUUUUAAUACUGUCGACAAUGAGCCAAUUUUACAGCGUUUUCAGAACAUGGAGUCUCGAAGAAUGCAAUUGUCACGUAUUCGUUAG
Messenger RNA from Zingiber officinale, 1326 nucleotides. RefSeq lists its product as uncharacterized. The transcript has 6 exons. The coding region runs from base 1 to 1326 and encodes 441 amino acids. The record is from RefSeq and is a predicted model, not a curated record. NCBI's taxonomy places the organism in Eukaryota, Viridiplantae, Streptophyta, Magnoliopsida, Zingiberales, Zingiberaceae.